Messenger RNA from Penicillium argentinense, 381 nucleotides. RefSeq lists its product as uncharacterized. The transcript has a single exon. Bases 1 to 381 code for a protein of 126 amino acids. The record is from RefSeq and is a predicted model, not a curated record. NCBI's taxonomy places the organism in Eukaryota, Fungi, Ascomycota, Eurotiomycetes, Eurotiales, Aspergillaceae.
AUGCCCAGGAGGCAUACAGCUGGGGCGCGGGGGGUCGCUGUAGCGCCUGAAGCCCGGGGGCCGCUUGGUCCCCGGCACCGCUGGAGUCUGUGGAUGGAUGGCCGCUGGCCACACCUGACACCAAGAUUCCUGGGGGAGCCGCCCCGUGGGAUCCGCCGUCCGCCGGCGUUGUCCACGGGGUCCGGACCCUCCACCCGAGGGCCGUAUGCCGCAGCCAACCCCCGCCCGCCAGGGCGAUCGGGCUGGAACACCUGCGUGCGGACCGGCGCUGAGGGGCUUAGUGGGGGCAAUUGGAUGGCCGCCCGCGUCACCCCCGGUACGCCGAGGGUGCCGCGCCGGCCGGGCGCCGCGUGCGCCCCUUCCGUGAUAUCUACAUUCUAG